AUGUUUAAAGUAUCUAAACAAAAAAUUCAGGAGAUAUUGUCUUCUGGAUUAACUUAAAAUCCUCAAGACAGCAUGGUAGAGUUCAAUUCGACAAAGCGCUUUGAAGAUUCUUUAAAAUGCAAAAUUACUUAAGGAUUGAGUGAGAAUGACAUAGCAUUGAGGCAACAGGUAUUUGGGGUCAAUGAGAUUGAGAAUUUGGAUUCAAUAGGUUUCUUGAAUGCAUUCUCAAUCAAUUUAACUAAGAAACCUAAAUCAAUAUUCUUCUUAACCUUGUCAUUAAUUGCAUUCAGUUUAAAAUAUUUGUCCACAUAAGGAAUUUAUAGAAUUGAAUGGAUAGAAAGUUUAGUUAUAUUUGGAUUAAUUUCUUUGAAUCUCAUAAUAUCAGCUAUUCAUUUGAAAAUUGCUGAUAACAAUAAAAAAAAACUUUUACUUUCAGAUGAAUAAUCUAAAUCUGUAAAAGUGUUGAGAAAUGGUCAAGAGUAAACUCUAAUAGCAAGAGAUCUUGUGGUUGGUGAUGUAGUCAUUUUGUAAGAGCAUGAUUAACUCUAUGUAGAUGGAUUGAUUGUUGAAUAAAAUAAUUUAGAAAUUGAUGAGAGUUUCUUAACAGGGGAACAGGAUUUGAUUUGUAAAAUUACGUUAGAGGAAGCAACCCAAAAGAAAUAGCCAAUUUCCCCAUAGAAACACUUGGCCUUUGCAUAGUCCAAAGUAAUCAAGGGAAGUGGAAAGCUAUUGGUCUUGGCUGUUGGAUUAGAAAAAUAAGCCAGCAGAAUAAUGGUGUGUGUUAAGUAGGAGGACAAUAAGACACCCAUCUUGUCAGCAAUUGAAGCUAUUUCAUCUAAAAUGGAAACUAUUGGAUUCGUUGGAGCUAUAGUUGUUAUCUUUAUGCUUCUGGCUAGAUACAUGAUAGAGUAUCAUAAUUCCGAUGUUAAUGGAUAUAGUACAUUUUCAAAUAUCCUUAAUCUAAUCAUUGUGUUAAUAUCUGGAAAUGCUUCCAAGGCAUUGAUCACUCAUUUCUAAUUGUAAUUAGCUUAAACUGUGAAUUUGAUGCUAUACUAAUAAAAUUUGGUUAAAAAACUCAAUUAAUUGGAAAAUCUGCCGUUUAUGGACUAAUUGCUUUUUGACAAAACAGGAACUCUCACCCAAAAUCGAAUGUAAUUGGAAAGAUUCAUGAAUGAUACAACUGAUGAAUUGACUUAAUCAAAAUUUAAUCACUUCCCUUAAGAAUUCCAAAAGGCAUUUAUUGAUGCCUGUUUUAUUAAUAAUACAUACAAUCCGGAAACAAAUUCAGGAUCUCCUAUUGAAAAAGCCUUGUUAUAGGUAGCUUAAGAUAUGAGACUCAAUUUAGAGGAGAGAAAGAAAUAAGUGACUCAUCAAAUACCUUUUAAUAGUACUAGAAAGAAAUUGACUACAAUUAUUAACAAUAAUAGGGUGGUUGUAAGGGGAGCAUCUGAAAUAAUACUUCAAUAGUCAAUUAAGUUUUAUAGUUUGAAAGAUGGGAUCGUUGCGAUUGAUGAUUUUAUGAAGGAUUGUUUGGAAUAGAAUUUGAUUUAAUUGAGUCAAGAAGGUAGAACACUUGCUAUUGCUUAUGCAGAUGUGGACUUGAAAAAUUAAAAUGUAGAUCAGUUGAUAGAAGGCAAUAAAUUUGAAUUUGACAGAUAAAAUUUAACUUUAUUAGGGUUCUCUGCUAUUUUUAGAUCCUUUGAGAAUAGAAACAAAAAUGACAGUUGA
Molecule: messenger RNA, 1728 nt
Organism: Paramecium tetraurelia
Lineage: Eukaryota; Ciliophora; Oligohymenophorea; Peniculida; Parameciidae
Exons: 6
Cellular component (GO): intracellular membrane-bounded organelle
Molecular function (GO): P-type calcium transporter activity; nucleotide binding
Source: RefSeq, a predicted model, not a curated record